Molecule: messenger RNA, 981 nt
Organism: Rattus norvegicus (Norway rat)
Lineage: Eukaryota; Metazoa; Chordata; Mammalia; Rodentia; Muridae
Source: RefSeq, a predicted model, not a curated record
CGUCUGCCCCUCCCCCCUGCGUUCGGUCGCUGUGGCACUAAGGGGUCCCGGCGGGAAGCGCGGCAGACGAGCCCACUGUGCGGCCUCCGUCGGGGGAGGGGAUCGAGGAUUCCUUCCUAUGUGACGGUUUCUAGUCUGAGAAAGGCGGCGUCCGGGCUCGGCCUUCGCCCUGCGUGCGAGUGAGCGCAGCGGGACGGUCCAUUGUGUUGGCCCGAGAGGAGCUGCGGUGCUGAGGAUGAGCGGGGAAGGGGAGAACCCGGCCAGCAAGCCCACGCCUGUGCAGGACGUGCAGGGCGACGGACGCUGGAUGUCUCUGCACCAUCGAUUUGUGGCAGACAGCAAAGACAAGGAACCCGAAGUCGUCUUUAUCGGGGACUCCUUGGUUCAGCUAAUGCAUCAGUGUGAGAUCUGGCGGGAGCUCUUCUCACCUCUGCAUGCACUUAACUUUGGCAUUGGCGGUGACAGCACACAGCAUGUACUCUGGCGGCUUGAGAAUGGGGAGCUGGAGCACAUCCGGCCCAAGAUUGUGGUGGUCUGGGUGGGCACCAACAACCACAGCCACACAGCAGAACAAGUGACAGGUGGCAUCAAAGCCAUUGUACAACUGGUGAACAAGCUGCAGCCCCAGGCCCGGGUGGUUGUGCUGGGCCUGCUUCCAAGAGGCCAGCACCCCAACCCACUUCGAGAGAAAAACCGACAGGUGAACGAGCUGGUUCGGGCAGCACUAGCUGGCUACCCCCGAGCGCACUUCUUAGAUGCAGACCCUGGCUUUGUGCACUCGGACGGUACCAUAAGUCACCAUGACAUGUAUGACUACCUGCACCUGAGCCGCCUGGGGUACACACCUGUCUGCCGGGCCCUGCACUCCUUGCUGCUUCGUCUCCUGGCCCAAGAUCAGGGCCAAGGCAUCCCUCUGCCAGAGACAGCACCCUAAGCAUCUUUCCUUCCUUCCCUUGACAUUAAAUUCUCCUCUUCCACCUA